UGUCAUUGGUUCGCAUGUGUUGUGAAUGCAGAUACAUUCCUUUAAGAGGCAGUCUAGACUCAACUCGUUGCACUGCUCUCUCUCUCUCUCUCUCUGCCUCAUUUUCUCUGUCUCUCUCCCGACUCGCGGGCUCGCUCUCUCCUCCUGUCUUUCGCAACAUCACCACAACCUGCUGCUAUCUCUCUGAGCAUCCUCCGCUCCUUCCCGUCACUUCUCCUCUCCUCCUGUCAUCAGCCAUUGUCCUUCCCCUCUCUCCUCAUAAUUUGAUUUCCCAUCCAUCACACGCUCACCAGCCAUUCUCUUAUGCCCCGUCCGUUUUUUUUUUUUUCUCAUCCUCUCGUUCCUCUCCCAGGCUACCAUUCCUCUCUUAGUGUUUAUCUCUAACACUGUCAUUUUGAAACUCCUCUCCACCACUUCUCCACCUCCUUGUGAUGUGAGAAGACAUGAAGGUGGAGGAAGGUGCAGACAGGCUGUCUCACACUAAGCUAUGGAAUGCUCUCUGCUCCCACCAUCACUAGUCUCCAAUCUUUGGACUGAGCUCCAAACUCUUAGUUAGCAGCUGUGCUCCUCCCCUCGAACUCUUUCUAACUAGGGGACAAAGAAAAGGAGCGGGCUUUCUAAGUCCUCCACUAAAAACGCACAGAGCACUUCUUCUUUUUUCAGCUGUUUUUUUUGAAUAUUUAAAUCACGAUUUUUCCCCCUUCUUGGAUUUUUUUUCCUGGCAAAACAGCAAGAUGGAUUUGGAGUCAUAUAUGUGGAUGGUCAUCAUUGGCUUCAUCAUUGCCUUCGUCUUGGCGUUCUCGGUUGGAGCCAACGAUGUGGCCAACUCUUUCGGCACGGCGGUGGGAUCCGGCGUGGUCACGCUCAAGCAGGCCUGCAUCCUGGCGUCCAUCUUUGAGACGCUGGGGUCCAUGCUGCUCGGAGCCAAAGUGGGAGAGACGAUCCGGAAGGGCAUCAUAGAUGUGCAGCUCUACAACGACACGGUGCCCGUGCUCAUGGCGGGAGAGGUCAGCGCCAUGGUCGGGUCAGCUGUCUGGCAGCUAAUCGCCUCCUUCCUCAAGCUGCCCAUCUCUGGGACUCACUGCAUUGUUGGCGCCACCAUUGGCUUCUCGAUGGUGGCCAUCGGUACAAAGGGCGUGCAGUGGAUGCAGCUCGUCAAGAUCGUGUCGUCGUGGUUCAUCUCACCGUUGCUCUCUGGACUCAUGUCUGGACUCCUCUUCAUGCUCAUCAGACACUUUAUCCUCAACAAGGAUGACUCUGUCCCGAACGGCCUGCGAGCGCUGCCCCUCUUCUACGCCUCCACCAUCGGGAUCAACACGUUCUCCAUAAUGUACACUGGAGCGCCGUUGCUCGGGUUGGGAGAGCUGCCGGUCUGGGCCAUCUUCCUCAUCACUUUGGCCGGGUCGUUGGUGUGCGCGGCUCUGGUCUGGAUCUUCGUCUGUCCUUGGAUGAGAAGAAAAAUAGCAAGUCGUUUAAAGAAGGAGCAGGCUCUGUCCAGGAUUUCUGACGAGAGCCUGGACAAGAUCCCCGAGGAGGAGGAGGAGAGUCCCGUCUUCAAGGAGCUGCCGGGGGCAAAGGGCACGGACGAGGCGGUGCUACCUCUGACGGGCAGCAGCAGCGAACGCGCCACUCGUGACUCCAGCGGAGAGCUCACCAACUUGGCCAAUGGCGGCACCGUCCUGCCAAACGGACGGGUCUACGGUCGAACUCACUCAAUGACGAACGGCUGCCUCAAGUCGCCCGUCUCCAACGGCAGCUUCAGCUUCGACGGCCACAUGCGCAGCGACGGCCAGGUGUACCACACGGUGCACAAAGACUCGGGCCUCUACAAAGACCUGCUGCACAAAAUCCACCUGGGCCGCAUGGACGAGAGCGACCGCUCGGGCUCCCACUCCGGCCCGCCCGACAACAACUACCGCCUGCUGCGCCGCAACAACAGCUACACCUGCUACACGGCGGCGAUAUGCGGCAUGCCCGUGCAGCCGCUAAUACGCACGGAAUCGCGCGACGACAGCGAAAAGCUGGUGGGCGAGGGCGGCGGGAGGAGCAACAGCGUGUCCUACUCCAAGAAGCGGGUGCGCUACGACAGCUACUCGUCGUACUGCAACGCCGUGGCCGAGGCGGAGAUCGAGGCGGAGGAGGGCGGCGUGGAGAUGAAGCUGGCCACCGAGCUGGAAGGGGUGGAGGAAGAGGGAGGGGCGGCGCCGAUGCCGCUGGAGGACUUGACAGAAGAGGACCACGAGGAGAAGGACAAAUCGGAGGUGUUUCUGCUGUUCCACUUCCUGCAGAUCCUCACGGCCUGCUUUGGAUCCUUCGCCCACGGAGGCAACGACGUCAGUAAUGCCAUCGGGCCCUUGGUGGCGCUGUGGAUGAUUUACGACCAGGGAGGUGUCAUGCAGGACGCCGCCACCCCCAUCUGGCUGCUGUUCUACGGCGGAGUGGGCAUCUGCGCCGGCCUCUGGGUCUGGGGCCGCCGCGUCAUCCAGACCAUGGGCAAGGACCUGACCCCCAUCACCCCCUCAAGUGGAUUCACUAUUGAACUGGCUUCUGCAGUCACAGUCGUGUUGGCUUCCAAUAUCGGAAUCCCUGUCAGUACCACACACUGCAAGGUGGGCUCGGUGGUGGCCGUGGGCUGGAUCCGCUCCCAGAAGGCGGUGGACUGGCGCCUCUUCAGGAACAUCUUCCUGGCCUGGUUCGUCACGGUGCCGGUGGCCGGCCUGUUCAGCGCCGCCGUCAUGGCCCUGUUCGUCUACGGCAUCCUACCCUUCGUCUGAGGGCGCGCGGCCGGGAGCAAGGAAAGAGAGAGUCAGAGAGUGAGAGAGAGAGAGAGAGAGAGAAAGAGAGAGUCGGAAAGAGGGAGACUUGGGUAAAAUCAGAGCUCGAGUGCCAGGGGGUUUACGGAUGGAGGAGGGAGCUGCAGAGGUGCAGAUGGUUAUACUGUGGAAGUGAGGAGGGUUGAUUCACAUGCUGCGUGGCUCUGUGAUCCACAGAUCCUUUUGACUCGUUUGAGUUUCUGAUCGUUUUUUGUUUUUGUUUUUUUUUUAUUUAUUUUAUUUCCUUUUUUUCUUUUUGGGAGAGCGGUGCAUAAGAAAUUGUGCCACCAUUCAAUCUGCUGUACAUAAAGACAAUAAUAGGGAGCUUUCAAGUAACCUUUAACAAGAAUUUUUCUGUUUGUUAGAGAAACGGCAGCAGCCAGUCAUUCAGUCUCUUCAUUAAGAGAGUCGCAGUUUUUAAAAGAAGCAACAAAAGAUGACAAAACGAUCAAAGAGCGACGACUUCUGCUCACCUCCGGCGGCAGCCUCGCCCGCAGUAACUCCACGUCCAUCUGCGUGCUAUCGUACGUAGCAUAGUUGGUCAGGUGCUCAUCGUCAUUGCUCUAAAAAUGCCAGGAAGAGAAAAAAACAAAAAAACAAAGUGUACAUAUCGUCCUGCAGGAAGUGAGUGUGAUCUGUUGUAUCGCGGCUUGCUUUAAAACGUUGUCAAACAAAAGAAGCAAAAAAAGAAACCGUGCGUGUGGUUAACCAACCCGUCCGUCAUCUCACUCUCAGCAUCAAGCAGGUACAACUGGGGCCAAAUGGAAAACGCAGGCCUCAGCGAGCAGGUGGCGGUCGCUCGGCUUCUGUUUGGGGGGGUUUUUCUUUUGUUUUUUUUUUCGAAGAUUUAUUUUCCACAUACCAUAGAAACCUAAUUUACUAAAGAGUUGAUUAUUUGUCAAGAGCUCCUGUAUGUUUUUAGAGAUGGAUCUCAUAUUUUUUAAUGAUGUAUUAUACUGUAAUUUGUACUGUAAAUACUGUCCUUAAAGAGUUUGCCAGUGGGAUGGGGGGGAGGUGUAAUGGUUUGUCUUUUUAAUGUUGCGUGUCGGGGGGGGGGAGGGGCUCUUCACCUCAUUAAGAUGUCAUAAUUUACAGGAUGUUUCAUCCCAGCGGCUCGUCGUAGUCCGAACGCACACUCGUGAACAGGCGGGGUUUCAGUGACAGCGCCCAGGUGGGAACCCAACCACACAACUGGAACUGUGCGGUGAAUUCUGCAGUAUUGACAGAAAAGUUCUUUAAAGAAGAGGUUUCUCACUCCUUUGAGAGCAGAACCAUGCCAAAGUGUGUUUUCAGCACGCCAAUGUAAAGCAUAGAGAGAGAAAAAAAAAAGAGAAGAAGAGGUUUUAGAUGCAGCAGACGCCAAAACACUAAAAUAGGAAUCAUGAGUUCUGACGAGUUCCCGUGAAGUGUUCGCUCAUCUUCAUCCGUGUAUGCCUUCGUUUUCAUGCAAAAAGCUCACCGGAGUCGCUUCCUCAUAUCAAAGGCUCCCUGCCAACCAACGAUGGACCUCCUCAACCCUCCGCGUCCGCAGGGUCGAACCCCGCAUGGCGUCCGUCCGACGCCUCAGAGCUGAAGCCUUGUCAUGUCAGACUGCAACUCUGUGUCAUAUCAAGCUCUUUAAAAAAAGUUGUUUCUCUUCAGCCACUUAUGCAGAUGUGGAGCAGCAGCUGGGGUUCGGAGCUCCUCUGCUGUUUUUUUUUUCUUUCUUUUUUUUUAAUGUUUUGAUCAGCUGUGGUUCAGUCUUUGUUCGAUACCACGAGUCACAGAAACAUGAGUUCAUAUCACACCGUGGGGGAGCAGUGGUCUCGGGGGCGGGGGGGUUAGUACUGAUCAUCACCAGCUUUUUAACAGGGUCGCCCGACCCCUAGUUGAACAAAAUCAAAAGCUUUUUAAUUUAAUUUUAUUUGAACAAACCCAAUGCCAGGUGUUGCAAGUAUCUUUUUCUUUUUUUUUUUGUUCUUGUUGUGCGUUUUGUCUAAUUUCAAGGUUUUUUUUUCUCAUGAACAAAUCUAUGCUUAAGUAGCCACUUGCCUUGUAACAUUGUGUUUUACUUUGUGCAGAUACGGUUCAAAAAAAGAAGAAAAAAAAAAUGAUUCAGUACUGUGGUGUUUACAUCGUAACCAUAUUGUAGAGUAUCUGUUUGAAAAGAAAAAGGAAAAAAAAAAACAAAAAAAUCUGUUGCCUAAUGAUGCCAAUGAAAGACAAAAUAUUAACCAUGAAUUUUUAAGUGCAAGUAAAAAAAAACAAAACAACCUGAAGUGUCUAGAGAGAGAGAGAGCGAGAGCAAGCGUGUGCGCGAUGACUUGGUUUUUGUUUUCUUUGGUUCUGUUGGUAGUAGUAGUGCUAAUCAUGAUCCCUGUUGUCACUUUACACUGCUACUACAACACGUUUUAACACUACAUGUAUGGGUGCAAUUCAGUAAUGAAAAAAAAGAAGAAGAAAAACAGAAUAACUAGAGAAAUUUCAUCGAAACUAUAUAUUUUUCUACCAUAUCUGAGUUUUAACCUGGGUGGGCUUCCGGACACUGGAGGACAGACUGCGGGGGGGGUAACAGGAGGGGAGACGGCUGGACGGGCCGAGACGUGGUGAGACUACGGUCUUGCUCUGCUGGCGCCGUGAGCCGCACUUCCUCUCAGCCCAAGUGUGUCCUUCUAACAUUUAGACUGACGUGUCGGUUGCCAGUAGAUCAGAUUUAAAAUUACCAUUUUUAUUUUUUGAAUGCUAGAUGAAAACACUUUGUAAUUUUGUUUCCCUACUGCUUUGAUCAUGAGCUGCGAGAGCAGGACGGCCGCUUACCGAAGGCAAAUUCUAGAGGCUCCAGAUCCCAACAACGCGUAUUUACUCCUCCGAGAAACUGGACUGUGAGGACAUUGGUUUCCUUAAAAAUGGCAGGUUACUACUCUUGAAGCUCAUAUCCUCUUUACUCUCACAGCCUGUGUUACUCAGAGAGCCGGUGUGUUUGGAUGAUCAGGUAGAGUUUAAUAAGAAAUGCCAUGAAGCACUGAAGAUGUUUCAUUUCGCAAAACACCAAAGAUCUACAACUGUCCACGAGGUUAAAUCCUUCCAAUUGGUCAUUAAGGAGUGGAUAUUAAAGUUUCAGAGGCCCAGUUGGCAGAAAACUAAGAGGUUUUAUUUGCAAGCUUCUGGUGGAUCGAUUUAAAUUUAAAAGUACACACAAAGAGGAAAUAAUCGAAAAAAUGUUCUCAUUGUCCACCACAGGUUACCAGUCCUCUAGUGAAACCCUCUCCAGUCCUGUAGUACUAGUGUGCACCACCAGGUGGUGUGUUGAGUUACUCCAGAUGUUUGCAGCCUGCUCUGUUGUGUUUCUAUGCAGCUUUUCUUAAAUUCUACCACAAUAACUCGUCUUCUUUAUCAUGUUGUCCAACCGUUUCUAAAGGGACUUUGAAAGCUUGAGAACACAAAUGUAAAAAAAUAAUAAUUUUAUUCUGGCCCGUGUCUAAUGUCAUACAAUGGAGCUGCUGCAGCAGCUGCCAACACUGUAAGCACAACUUUGGUUGAACCUAACCUCUGUAACAACCACCGAUUUACUGCCAGAAUAAUGAGAGCUGAAGACGACGGUGAACAAACACGAGUACAAAAGUGCCAUUUCCAAACCAGCGUUUAACCACGAUUCUGUUGGACUUUAGGGAAAAGAGCAAGAUUUGGCUGCUUGGUUUUCACCCAGUAGAUUAUCAAAGUCUGCUGCACAAUAAGAGCAAUAAAUAUAAUUUUAGAGUAAAAAUGACAUUAUUGAAAGGAGAUGUUUUACAAGUGGUUUUUGUAGAAUUGAGUGAAUGUAAUUAUUCAAUACGGACGAGCAAAAUGCAAAACCAUAGAUUUUACAGGUUUGUCAAUUGACAUAGAUCUUACUUUUAAAGUAUGUGAAAGCGCAUGACUCAGCCUUUUUUUUAGUUUUUCAGUUAUUCUGAGAAUAAAGAAAAUGUACAAUUCAACCAGAAUCUCCAGCUGGGUGUCUAACAGCUGCUUCAUGGCAUUAGUGAGAGUUUAGAGUUCAUGCAUGAGGUGUCAGUUCUGCUUUACUCACGUUUUAAAAUAGAUUUAUAUGAUGUAUUUUGUCCAGUCUGCUGGACAGUAGCUUUAAUUUCUAUGCAGUAGAGAUAUAUUGUCCAUGGUUAAAUCUUCUGUAUCUAGAAGGAGGGGACAAUCCCUCCCAUCGUCUCCAUGAGCAGCGGAAGAUUUUAGUGGCGACUUGGUGAAGCGUCAUGAGGUUUAUUUGUAAAGUGACACACUGCAGACAUUUGAGCAGGACAUCAUCUCCAAACUCUUGGCUGGCCCUCUCUGUAACUCUCGCUGUGUCUCUAUUAUUCUUUUGUUACUUAGUUUUUCCAUGCAUUCUCAGUCCUGAUAGGCCAAAAGGGAUGCACUGCUCAGGACAGGGAGGGAAAGUUGACUUUACCCUGUGGUGGCAGCAUUAAACACUUGGAAUAAAUGACAAACAACAGUCCAAAAUAUUUCCCCUCUAUUCCUGUCGAAUUCAGUAUGAAUAACCGAUCAUCUCAACAGAAGCAUGGAUGUUACGUAAUGGAUAUUUGUUCUGCAUUUCCUCACAGUGACACGAGUGUUUCUGACAGGUACAGUUAUAAUCCGGACUAACACCCUGCUAAUUAGUAAAGGCCUAUUAAAUUCAUGUUUUGGUUUGGAUUUAAAAAGGCUGAGGGGAAAAAAACAAAACAAAACUCAAAAGCCAAGUGUGUGCAGUUGUGAAUGCAGCCACUAGAGGGCGGAGUUUGCCUCCUGAGAGAAGGACAGUAUUGAGGACCAGUGUUUUUCAGUGUAUUUGCCAUUGAGGGAGUUUCUGUGCUUCAACUGCAUUUCUGAACUGUUUCAAAAAUCUUUUUUUUUUUUUUUUUUUUUUUUACAUUUCAAAGAAAACUCUGAACAGAAUGUGCCAUUUCUUCCUCCCUGAAUGUGCAAUACAAGCUGUUUGUCGUCGAGGUGCAACUACAUCGUCGUGGUCAUGUAGCUCCACCUGCCCUGGUGCGAUAGCGCCCCCUCCUGGAGGGGCAUCAGUUCAGACCUUCAUCUGGAUGUGGCGUGCUGUCUCUAGUUUUCUGGUCUGUUUCGUAAUGAGAAUGUGCUCCUCUGGCUGGCCUGCAGGCUUUACAGCUCCGUGUCGUCUUUCUACUGUUUACUGCUACGUAACUGUCCAGUCCUUCAAC
This is a messenger RNA of Salarias fasciatus (jewelled blenny), 7993 nucleotides long. RefSeq names its product solute carrier family 20 member 2 (gene slc20a2). The record is from RefSeq and is a predicted model, not a curated record. The coding region runs from base 735 to 2774 and encodes 679 amino acids. Gene Ontology annotation, cellular component: membrane. The transcript is spliced from 11 exons. Gene Ontology annotation, molecular function: phosphate transmembrane transporter activity. Gene Ontology annotation, biological process: phosphate ion transmembrane transport. Lineage: Eukaryota; Metazoa; Chordata; Actinopteri; Blenniiformes; Blenniidae.